UCAUUCAUCAGGAAAAAGAUCAGUGAUUUGGAGACAGACAAGAGGGAGCUGGUUGGUGUCUUUGGUAAAACCGGGGCUGGAAAGAGCUCUUUGAUAAAUGCCAUAAUUGAAGAGAAGAAUCUUUUACCUUCAGGAAGCAUCAAUGCUUGCACCUCAGUCAUGAUCAAAGUAGAAGCCAACACACACAACAAGUAUGAAGCAGAAAUUGAGUUCAUCACAAAGGAGGAGUGGAAAGAUGAGUUGUGGUCAUUUCAUCAGCUUCUUGACAAUAAUGAAAAUCAGGAAAAGGAAGACGAUGAUGAUUAUCGUGAUGCUGUUGAAAAGCUGUCAGCACUUUAUGGAGAAGAAUGGAAAGAAAAGUCUUCUGAAAACCUCAUGGAGAACAAAUAUUUCAAAGAAAUUCCAGAAUUUCUCCAAUCCAGGCGGAAGAUAUUGAGAUGUGAAUCAGCUAAUGAACUUUCUGCAAAAUGUGUCAAGUACACAAGAAGUGAUUCAAAACAAGGAGAAGGUAAUGAAGGAAAAAAGUGGUUUUGGCCACUAGUGAAGUGUGUGACUGUCAGGGUGCCAAACAAUCCUUUUCUCCAGCAUGUCACACUUGUGGACCUUCCUGGAAAUGGUGACUGUAACAAGAGCAGAGAUCAGAUGUGGAAAGGGAUAGUUGGAGAUUGUUCUAUUGUGUGGAUUGUGACUGAAAUUAAUCGAGCAGCAUCAGAGAAAGAGGCCUGGGAGAUCCUGGAAAGUGUCAGUAGUCUGAUUGGAAAUGAUGAUAAAAAAGCCGAGGUGUGUGCAGAACUUGAGAGAAACACGAACCUCCAACUUCGUAAUGUCAACAAAGAAAUGGAAGACACCUAUACAGCUUUUGAAAAAUAUCUUGAUGAUGGCGUUGAGAAAUCCAAAGGAUCAUACGGAGAAAAACUCAAGAACUUCUUGUAUCGUGGAAAGAAGGGUGGUGCUUUUCACAAGGUACUGAAGUGUGUUGUUAAGAAUGGUGGCGUCUACAAACCAAAGAAAGGGACCUUAAUUAACCUUAAUAUGAAGUUGGCUUCCUGUCUGAUCGACAGCAUUGAUGAUGAAUUCAGAAAGACCUUCCCAAAUGACUCAGAACAUGGAGCAUUCAAUGGAGUCAUCGAUACAUUUUCUCUUAACACCGAUUCUCUGUUUGAAAAGUACAAAAAUGCUGAACUGCAGCUCAGAUUUCUCAAGACAGAGGAAGAAAAAAUUAAGGCAAAACUGAACAGAAUGAUGCGGAAACAGAAGAAAAGAGUCUACAGCAGUCUGACAGAGACAAUUGAAGACAUUAUGGAUGAAGGCUACAAGAAGGCUGCAGAAUUUAGUGGAAAAGACACGCUGUACAACAUGAGGGAGACUAUUACGGACCACGUGCACUCAAAGGAGGACAUGUUUGAGAGGGCAAAAAAUACCAUGUUGGAGAAGUUGCACAGUUUGAUGGAAAAAAUCCUGAAGACUCUGGAGGAAACUAUGAAGGAAUCCAUUGAACGUUCAUUCAAGACUGAUGGGGGCUUACUCCCAGAUGUUUCAACAGAGCUUGAGAUGGUGAAGAAACAUUAUGAUAAACUUGUAGGCACUCCAGAUGAUGAAACAUCACUAACUGGAUUUGCUGACCAGGUAGAAACUGCAGAAACCUGGACACAAACAGGUCUUCCCAGAGGAAGUGCUGUUUAAAA
Messenger RNA from Neolamprologus brichardi, 1685 nucleotides. NCBI's taxonomy places the organism in Eukaryota, Metazoa, Chordata, Actinopteri, Cichliformes, Cichlidae. The record is from RefSeq and is a predicted model, not a curated record.